Molecule: messenger RNA, 615 nt
Organism: Gastrolobium bilobum
Lineage: Eukaryota; Viridiplantae; Streptophyta; Magnoliopsida; Fabales; Fabaceae
Product: cyclin-dependent protein kinase inhibitor SMR9-like
Exons: 1
Coding region: 196-615 (139 amino acids)
Biological process (GO): regulation of DNA endoreduplication
Source: RefSeq, a predicted model, not a curated record
CAAACUUUUCAGUCAAAAUUUAUUAUUUCAAAGCACUCUCCAAUAGGAUAAGCUUGUGUCCUCCCAGUGGUUGGUUCUAUCUCUCCUCUUCCUGGUAAAGGUUCAAUCUUCUUGUUGCCAGCUUUUGUACAUGCCAGUUUAUAGCAACCUUUACCGCUUCUUUUAACCAAAACCCCCCCUUUUAUCUCAAGAAAAAUGGCCCCUUCUGGAAGGACGACAACAACAACCUCAAAAACAAAGACUACAACAACUACAACAAGAAGAAGAACAAGACAGCAUAGAAGAACACACUUCAUACAGAAGAAGAAGCAUACACAGAGCAAAAAACAAGAGAUAAGUACUGUUUUGCCCUCUAGCUGCUCCUCAAUAAGCUCACAAGGUUCUACAAAGGAAAGGGACAUGGAUAUUUCUGAGGUAAUUGAUGUCUCUAACAGUGCAUGCUCCACCCCAAAGGGUCACAAAUUUCGGAUACCAGAGAUUUCAACAUGCCCUCCAGCACCAAAGAAGCCAAGGGUACUUUCAAAUUGCUCUUUGAGAAGGUCACCACUAUCAUUCUUUGCACCCCCUGACUUGGAGCUCUUCUUCUUGGUUGCACUUCGAGAUGUUUCUGUUUGA